AUGGCGACACCCAACCCUGAGCUGAGGAGGCAAGUCAUUGCCAUCUACAAAGAACUGCUGCACCUGGGCCGAGAGUACCCCUUGGGCUACCGCUAUUUCCACGCCAGGCUUCACCAUGCCUUCAUGUCGCGUGCCGACGAGCGGGACGAGGACAAAAUAGUAGCAGCCAUCGCGCGCGCUGAAUACGUCAAAAAAGAAGUUGAGACACUAUAUUAUCUCAAACGUUACCGCACCCUGAGGAAGCGCUAUGAUCCCGAGGCGUAG
Molecule: messenger RNA, 264 nt
Organism: Ustilaginoidea virens
Lineage: Eukaryota; Fungi; Ascomycota; Sordariomycetes; Hypocreales; Clavicipitaceae
Exons: 4
Coding region: 1-264 (87 amino acids)
Biological process (GO): respiratory electron transport chain
Cellular component (GO): mitochondrion
Source: RefSeq, a predicted model, not a curated record